This is a messenger RNA of Lodderomyces pseudojiufengensis, 990 nucleotides long. RefSeq names its product D-arabinose 1-dehydrogenase (NAD(P)(+)). The transcript has a single exon. Gene Ontology annotation, molecular function: D-arabinose 1-dehydrogenase [NAD(P)+] activity. Bases 1 to 990 code for a protein of 329 amino acids. Lineage: Eukaryota; Fungi; Ascomycota; Pichiomycetes; Serinales; Debaryomycetaceae. The record is from RefSeq and is a predicted model, not a curated record. Gene Ontology annotation, cellular component: cytosol. Gene Ontology annotation, biological process: dehydro-D-arabinono-1,4-lactone biosynthetic process.
AUGAUUGCAAAACCAACAAGUCAACUCACAAAAUCUACAAAUUCAAUUGAAAAUUUACCUCCCUUUAUAAUAGGAGGAGCAGUUUUCAAUCAUCAAUAUUCAAAAAAUCCAGAAUCUUUACCAAUUGAAUCCAUAUUAAAAAAAGCUUUUUCAUCAGGAUUUAAUGCAAUAGAUACAUCACCUUAUUAUGGACCAUCUGAAGAAUUAUUAGGGUCCGCUUUAAAAAAUUUAAGCACUGAAUUUCCAAGAGAUUCAUAUUUCAUAUGUACUAAAGUUGGACGUAUUAAAUUAAAUGAAUUUGAUUAUUCUCCUUCAAAUGUUAAAUUUAGUGUUGAAAGAUCUUUAAAAAGGUUAAAUACAAAUUAUUUAGAUGUUGUAUAUAUGCAUGAUAUUGAAUUUCAAUCGUCUGAACAAAUUUUAGAAGCAUUAAAAGAAUUAAAGAAAUUUAAAGAAAAAGGAGUUAUUAGAAAUAUUGGUAUAAGUGGAUAUCCUGUUAAAUUUUUAUAUGAAAUUGCAAUUAUGUGGAAAGACAAAACUGGAGAACCAUUAGAUAUUGUACUAUCUUAUUGUAAUGGUUGUUUACAAAAUAAUAUUUUAUUUGAAUUUUAUGAUAAAUUUAAAAAUGAAGCAGGUAUAAAACAAAUCUUGAAUGGUUCGAUAUUAUCAAUGUCAUUGUUGAGAUCUGAACCUCCACAUUCAUUCCAUCCAGGUAGCAACGAACUAAAGCAAAAAGUUCAAGAAUUAUACACUGAUUUAAAAAUUGACUUAGCUGAAUUAUCUACUAAAUAUGCAAUCAACGAAUGGUUAAUUAAGUAUAAAAGUCCAAUAGUGUUAGGUGUUUCUAGUAUUAAAGAAUUGGAUGUUGCAAUUGACUCUUUAAGAUCACUUGAGGAAACAGGAUUGCUGGAAUCUGAUGCAAACUUGAUCAAAACAUUUCAAAAAGGAUUAUGUGAUCAUUGUAAUGAAACUUGGGUUAGUGGGAACCAUUGA